Molecule: messenger RNA, 2368 nt
Organism: Neltuma alba
Lineage: Eukaryota; Viridiplantae; Streptophyta; Magnoliopsida; Fabales; Fabaceae
Exons: 3
Coding region: 328-1749 (473 amino acids)
Source: RefSeq, a predicted model, not a curated record
UCUUUCUCUCUCUGGAAAUCGUACGCCCACCAACGCACACGGCACACUUCUCUAAAGUCCCGCCCCCUGCCUCUUUCACGAGACGCACUCGCCAAACCGUUUUUCCGUUCUUCCCAUUUUCCCCACUAUUGCUUUCCCCUCGGAUGCUCCAUCCUCGUCAACCUCUGCUUCAAUGAAGUUCUCUUGCUUCUUCAUCAUUCCCUCCGCUCUCCAAGUUUAGCUUCCUUCUUGGCUUCAGAGUUCAUACCCAUUACUCGAUUUGCUGCGGAAAUCCCGCUUUCUCUCGCUUUUGGAGCUUCAGAUUCUUGUUUCUUGGACCCCCUGAAGAUGGAAAAGAAGCAGGGUUUCUUCUCGGCUUUGAAGGAAGAGGUAGUUCGUGGUUUGUCACCGUCGCGUUCUCGGGCUAGCAGUCCGGGGAGAACCGGUUCACCCAUUUCGGGUCUUCUUCGGAGAAAAAAGCAUAGCAACCAAAGCAACUUAGCAGUCAGCCCCGACUCGUCGAUCGGAAGAUCCGGUAGUAUGAGGCCGUUGGGAGAGACCCUGACGCCGUUGAUAGAGGGUCCGGAGCAGAACGGCGGGGAAAACGGGGAUGCAAAGAGAGUCGGGUCGGGUAUUGGGCACUGGAUGAAGGGUCAGCUGUCUCGGGCUCCUUCACCAGCCUCAACGUCCUUCAAGAGGUCUGAUCUGAGGCUUCUUCUUGGUGUGAUGGGUGCUCCUCUCGCUCCUGUUCAUGUUAGCGCCACUGACCCGUUGCCUCAUCUCAGCAUCAAGGACACUCCCAUUGAAACUUCAUCUGCCCAGUACAUAUUGCAGCAGUACACAGCUGCUUCUGGGGGCCAGAGGCUGCAGAACUCUAUUCGGAAUGCCUAUGCAAUGGGUAAGGUGAGAAUGGUAGCUUCUGAGUUUGAAACUGCCACAAGAGUAGUGAAGAAUCGGAAUGCCUCUAGGUGCGCCGAGUCUGGUGGAUUUGUGCUCUGGCAGAUGAAUCCCGAUAUGUGGUAUGUAGAGCUCGCAGUUGGGGGAAGUAAGGUUCAUGCAGGUUGUAAUGGCAAGCUUGUUUGGAGGCACACUCCUUGGCUCGGUGCUCACACAGCCAAGGGACCUGUGAGACCAUUGCGUCGUGCACUUCAGGGUCUUGACCCUAGAACCACUGCCAGUAUGUUUGCGGAUGCAAGAUGCAUAGGGGAGAAGAAGAUAAAUGGUGAGGAUUGCUUCAUCCUUAAGCUCUGCACUGACCCUCAAACAUUGAAGGCUCGGAGUGAAGGCCCUGCAGAGAUCAUAAGGCACGUCUUAUUUGGCUACUUCAGCCAAAAGACCGGACUUCUGGUUCACAUAGAGGAUUCUCAUCUGACUCGAAUUCAAUCUAAUGGGGGUGAUGCAGUUUACUGGGAAACCACAAUCAAUUCGUUCCUGGAUGAUUAUAGGCCUGUGGAAGGCAUCAUGAUUGCCCACUCUGGCCAUUCUGUUGUUACUCUUUUCAGGUUCGGGGAGAUGGCAAUGAGCCAUACCAAAACGAAAAUGGAAGAAGCAUGGACAAUCGAAGAGGUUGCAUUCAACAUUCCUGGUCUCUCAUUAGAUUGCUUCAUUCCCCCGGCUGAUCUGAGAACUGCUUCUAUCAGUGAAGCAAGUGAGCUUCCCCAGGAUGAAAAAGGGAAGAACUCACUCACAGUAUACCGAGCCAAAGUUGCUGCGCUGGAGAAGUCGCAAGAUUGCAGCAUCAACAAUAUGACGUGGAAGAUGGAAGUCUAACCAAGGGAUAGGAUUGAAGAAGUCAAAACAAUUGUUCAUAGAAGUAUAUGACCACUAACACUGUUAGUAGAAGUUAGGGUAGGUGUCCAGUUGGUUCUUCCAUGAAACUUUGUUUAUGCCUCUAUUUAAUCUGUAAAUGGAGCAUAAAAAUUCACUGGUUUCACUUCACCCAGGUGAUGAGGGUGAUGACCAAAGUGAAUCUUUAUUCUCAAUGCAGAAUCCAACUAUGGAGUUGGAGCUCGGUUUUCCCAGUAGGAAUAGAGCAAAUGGAGGUUGAGUUUUAGUUUGCCUUCCAUGAAUGAGAGAAGGUGGUAUAGCAGAAACGUUAUAAGCUUUUGUUACUUUACAACUUCUAGUUCAGUUUAUGUGUCGGUGGUGGUAAUAUUAAAGAGGCUGCCAUAGACAACAAUGAGAUUGAGUUGACACUAACAACUAGGUUGGUUAACUCUAGUUCUGAAGAAUUUGCUAAUGUUUCAAUGUUUUAGUACGCAGUGUAGUUGUUUAUGCCUUUCUGGGUUUGGAAAGUUCAAUGUGGUGGUGUUUUUUUAAUUUUUUUGCCUAUAAUUUUGACAUGGUGUUUUGGAUAGCUGAGAUAAUGGAUUCAGCGUUUGUCUUGUGC